Zerene cesonia (dogface butterfly) is the source of this 2524-nucleotide messenger RNA. It is a transcript of the gene Sply, whose product is annotated as sphingosine-1-phosphate lyase. Gene Ontology annotation, cellular component: endoplasmic reticulum. Gene Ontology annotation, molecular function: sphinganine-1-phosphate aldolase activity; pyridoxal phosphate binding. The transcript has 12 exons. Gene Ontology annotation, biological process: sphingolipid catabolic process; carboxylic acid metabolic process. Lineage: Eukaryota; Metazoa; Arthropoda; Insecta; Lepidoptera; Pieridae. Bases 472 to 2100 code for a protein of 542 amino acids. The record is from RefSeq and is a predicted model, not a curated record.
UCAUAAACAUAUGGUCGAGAUAAUUAUAAUUUAAGUUUUUCUCAAAAUGAGUACCGAGUAGAAACUGUGCUUAUAACUCUGUUGUGUUAUUGCUCUAUCUAUGCCCCCUAUAGCAAUGUUACUCUGUGUAUCAUUGAAUUUAUUGCGCCUCGCAUAGUCGCAUAUAAUAAGAAUUAAGAGUACUCUGUUGCGCCUCGCCAGCUGUUUUAUUUCAUACAAAAGUGUAACUGUGGAGUGCGGACAUAAAUAUUUGAACUUAUCGUGACUGUAAAAAUUGGUACAGUUGAACUAAAAAGUAGUAGUACAGUUGAACUUUGUGUUCUCAGGGAUUUACAACUAUCGCAAACUAUAAUAAUUUUUAUCUACAUAAUUAACAUGAUUAAGAAUUUGUAAUUUUUGAUAGAUCCAAAAAUAUUUAAGAUAGCUUAUUCAGUAUCUGAUAAAUAAUUACAGAAAACUUGUAGUCUAACCAUGAGCGAGCGACCACAACCCUUGAAAGCUAUCAAUAAGUUCUUUGAUGGCAAAGAACCAUGGCAAAUAGUGACGCUUACUGCAUCUUCAGUAUUAGCACUUGUUUGGGCACACAGUCUUUAUAAUGGAAAAGAAACUCCUACCGUAAGACUAAGGAAAGAGUUUUUCCGAUGGCUACGUCGAGUACCAAUAGUGAGGCGAAAAAUAGAAGAAAAGAUGUCAGAAAUACAGAAUGAUUUUAAAAAAGAUGUUGCCAAGCGAUUGGCUGGAGUUCCCAUAAAUAGACACCUACCAGAAAAUGGAAUGCCGUCAGAAAGGGUUGUUGAAGAGAUUAGAGAUCAUUUGAGUUUAGGGGCGUAUGACUGGAAGGGUGGCAACGUGUCCGGCGCGGUUUACCACACGAGCGAGGACAUCUGCCGCGUGGCGUGCGACGCGUACGCGCUCGCCGCGUACACCAACCCGCUGCACGCGGACGUGUUCCCCGGCGUCAACAAGAUGGAGGCGGAGGUCGUGCGCAUGGCGGCCAAUCUGUUCCACGGCGAUGAUCAGUGCUGCGGCACGGUAACUACCGGUGGAACAGAAUCUAUAAUGAUGGCUUGCAAAGCCUUCCGGGAUUUGGCUUACAACAACGGCAUAUCCAACCCCCAAAUGAUACUACCCACCACCGCGCAUACCGCGUUUGAUAAAGCUGCUCAGUAUUUGGGUAUAUCCGUGGUCACAGUGCCAGUGGAUCCUGAAACGCUGACUGUUGAUGUGAAUGCUGUCAAGAAGGCUAUCGGAAGGCGCACUUGUAUGAUAGUAGGAUCGGCGCCUAACUUCCCGUACGGCACGAUGGACGACAUAGAAGCGCUGUCGGACGUCGCGGUGGAGUACGGCGUGCCGCUGCACGUGGACGCGUGCCUCGGCGGCUUCGUCGCGGCCUUCAUGCCGGAAGCGGGCUAUCCGGUGCCGGUGUUCGACUUCCGGUUGCCCGGCGUGGCUAGUAUGUCCGCGGAUACGCAUAAGUACGGUUUCGCGCCCAAGGGCACGUCGGUGGUGUUGUACCGUCGGCCGGAGUACCGCCACUGCCAGUACACUGUGACCACGGACUGGCCCGGCGGCGUCUACGGCUCUCCCACUGUUAAUGGCAGUCGCGCGGGCGGUCUGAUAGCGGCGUGCUGGGCCACCAUGAUGUACAUCGGCCGCGAGCGGUACGUGCGCAUGACGGCCGACAUCCUGGCCACCACCACUUACAUCGAGACUGAGUUACGGAAAAUCCAAGGUAUCUACAUAUUCGGAAAGCCGGCGACCACCGUGAUUGCUUUCGGCUCUAAGGAGUUCGAUAUUUUCGCAAUGGCCGAACUUUUGCACAAGAAAGGAUGGAGUUUGAAUGCGCUGCAGUUUCCAUCUGGCGUGCACAUGUGCGUGACGCACGCGCACACGGGCGCGGGCGUGGCGGCGCGGUUCGCGCGCGACGCGGCCGACGCCGCCGCGCUCUGCCGCCGCAGCGCCCGCGCGCCCGCCGACGGGAAGAUGGCAAUCUACGGAGUUGCACAAAAUAUAUCAGACCGAAGCCUUGUGUCCGACAUCACGAAGCAUUUCAUAGAUUCCAUGUACUAUUUGCCAAAACCUGAAGAUUUGGAGAAGUAAAUGUUUUAUAUCAUUACCAGUGUACUUUUUUACGCUAUAAUUAGUAAAAAUAUUUAUAAAUUAUUUUCAAAAACACAAAGAGUUUCAGUUUGUAUGAAUGUAUUCCAUGUUUUUUAUUUGGUCAUAUAUACAUGGCGUUUGUUUGUCAUGGGUAGAGUAAGGUUUUUACACUUAAUAUGUUUAUUUUUCUGUAAAAUUUGAUAUAUAAUUUUUAAACACGCGGGUUUGUUAAUAGUUUUGUGGAUAGCUUUGUUAUGGAACUAUGUAAAUAUUUAUUGUGAUUAAAAAUGUAUAGUUAUGUUAUAAUUUCCUUGUAAUUUUAAGGAAAGUUUUAAAAAGUAUAUACUAUUUAUGAUACAUUCCUGGUCGAAAAUGUAUGUUCGUUCGAUUUAAUAGCUUAUAAAAAUUAAUAAAUUUAUUGAAA